Aspergillus pseudotamarii is the source of this 840-nucleotide messenger RNA. Its product is annotated as nucleoside deaminase. The record is from RefSeq and is a predicted model, not a curated record. Gene Ontology annotation, molecular function: tRNA-specific adenosine-34 deaminase activity; zinc ion binding. Gene Ontology annotation, cellular component: cytoplasm; nucleus. Lineage: Eukaryota; Fungi; Ascomycota; Eurotiomycetes; Eurotiales; Aspergillaceae. The coding region runs from base 162 to 686 and encodes 174 amino acids. Gene Ontology annotation, biological process: tRNA wobble adenosine to inosine editing. The transcript is spliced from 5 exons.
AUAACUUUGAUGUACUUUACGUCUCCUUCUAUAUACUAGUACUGGUUUGCCUUUUUCUUGAGAGCAACUUCGAGUGCACUAAGCCACAGCUUUAAGCAUACAUUUAUUGAUAUUUUGUAUACGUUCGCUCCUCGGGGGACUGCCGGUGUCUACUGCGGGCUAUGGAGGAAGACUCGAGACACGCUUACUUCAUGAAGCAAGCUUUAUUGAUGGGAGAAAAAGCUCUCGAAGCAGGUGAAACUCCCGUUGGAUGUGUCUUAGUAUAUGACAACCAUAUAGUCAGUUCUGGAAUGAACGACACAAAUAGGUCGCUGAAUGGUACAAGACACGCGGAGUUUAUUGCUAUCGAGCAGAUGCUCAGAAGCUAUCCCAAGUCCUUACUUCGUUCAACAAAACUCUAUGUCACGGUCGAACCGUGUGUUAUGUGUGCUUCUGCUCUGAGGCAGUACCGAAUACAGGCUGUGUAUUUUGGCUGCGGUAAUGAACGUUUUGGGGGCACGGGAAGCAUUCUCUCACUACACACCGAUUUCUCAAUAGACCCACCUUACCCAGUUUAUGGUGGGUUGUUCAGUAAAGAAGCCGUAAUGCUACUUCGAAGAUUUUAUAUUCAAGAGAACGAGAGAGCACCCAAGCCUCGCCCCAAGAAAAAUAGAGAACUAAAUACAAGAUUUGAGGAUGACACCUGAGAGCUACAACCUUACGGCCUUGGAGGUAGCAAGACUUGGAAGGCCACCGAAGUCACUAGAAAAUGGCACUGGCACUGGCACUGUGGAAAAACUUAUCGCUACCAUGUGGCUUAGGAGGGCCAUGGUUAAGAGGGAAAAUGUGAAAGUUCUCAUA